Messenger RNA from Parasteatoda tepidariorum (common house spider), 3828 nucleotides. The record is from RefSeq and is a predicted model, not a curated record. NCBI's taxonomy places the organism in Eukaryota, Metazoa, Arthropoda, Arachnida, Araneae, Theridiidae.
AACACUUUGAUUGGUCAUACGGAGUGAGAAAGUUUUAUUUUUGAUAUCCUGAAGUUCAAAGUUUUCAGAAAUACUUAUUUUCCAUACGAAGUUAUUAAUAUUAUUAAACUGUGGCUACUUUAAAGGUGGAUAAACUCUUUUAAGAAUAAAACUACUUUUGUUACGAAAUAUAAACUCAUUCUGAUUUAUACAGAACAUGAAGCUCUGUCCCCGUGAAUUGGAAUCAUUACUGAUUCAUUACACUGGUUACAUUGCCCAAAAGAGACUAGCAAGGGGAUGCAAGUUAAACCAUCCUGAAGCCGUUGCACUCAUUUCAAGUCAGAUACAGGAAUUUGCGAGAAAUGGUGAAACAGUAUCAGAACUUAUGAAUAAAGGGCGUCAAUUUUUAGGCAGAAAACAGUUGAUGGAUGGAAUUGGUGACAUGAUAUCUGACAUACAAGUUGAAGCCACUUUUCCAGAUGGAACAAAAAUGGUAACUGUUUCCCAUCCCAUAUGUAGAGAAAAUGGAAAUCUAGUUCAAGCAUUAUAUGGUAGUUUCUUACCCGUGCCUGACAUAUGUGUCUUUCAAAGUGAAAAAAAUGAAUCUGGGAAAGAUAUAUUAUUAAAAAGUCCCCCCGGAAGUUUUUAUCCAAAAAAGACUGAUGAAAAGAUUCAAAUCAAUAAGAAUAGAAGACGGAUAGCAUUGAAAGUUACAAGCGUCUGCGACAGACCAAUUCAGAUUGGAAGUCAUUAUCACUUUAUUGAGACAAACAAGAACCUUAUAUUCGACAGAGAAAAAUCCUACGGAAUGAGAUUGGACAUUCCAGCAGGAUUUUCAAUAAGAUUUGAACCAGGGGAAACAAAAACUAUCACUUUAGUGGAAAUAGGAGGAGCUAAAAUCAUUACUGGAGGCAAUAGUCUUUGCAAUGGUCCCAUGAAGGAAUGCUCUUUACCAAACAUUAUGCAGCAUGUAAUUAGUCGUGGUUUUGGACACAAAGUUCAAGACAUUAUUUUACCCGUGGAACCUUGUCAAAUUACAAGAUAUUCUUAUUUGAGUAAUUAUGGUCCAACGACUGGAGAUAAGGUUCGAUUAGGAGACAUGAGUCUUAUUGUAGAGAUUGAAAGAGAUUUUACCGUCUAUGGAGAUGAAUGUAAAUUUGGUGGAGGAAAGGUACUUCGAGAAGGAAUGGGCCAAGCAUCAUUGAGAAGUAGUUAUGAAGUGUUAGACACUGUCAUAACGAAUUGCAUAAUUAUAGAUGCUAUUCAAGGGAUAGUCAAAGCCGAUGUUGGGAUUAAGGAGGGCUUGAUCAGAGGCAUUGGAAAAGCAGGAAAUCCCGAUAUCAUGGAUGGAGUUCAUGCAAACAUGGUGGUAGGGGUAUCAACGGAGGUAAUUGCAGGAGAAGGUUCAAUCCUGACCGCUGGAGCAAUUGACUCCCACGUUCAUUUCAUUUGUCCGCAACUAGUUGAGCAUGCUAUUGCAUCUGGUAUUACUACUCUAGUUGGAGGUGGAACAGGACCAGCUACUGGGACUCGUGCUACAACAUGUAGUCCCGGGCCAUAUCACAUAAGAUUUAUGAUAGAAGCAACUGACGAAUUUCCAAUGAAUUUCGGAUUUACGGGGAAAGGAAAUACUUCUGAUGAGAAAGAUUUAUCAAAUGGUCUUGUUGAGCAAAUUGAAUCUGGAGCAAUCGGUUUGAAGCUUCACGAAGAUUGGGGAACAACUCCUGCAGCCAUUGAUUGCAGUUUAAGCGUUGCCGAUUCCUUAGAUGUUCAGAUUUUAAUCCAUACAGAUACCUUAAAUGAGUCUGCGUGUGUAGAAGAAACCAUCGAGGCCUUUAAGGGUAGAACAAUUCAUUCCUAUCAUACAGAAGGUGCGGGUGGUGGUCACGCACCAGACAUCAUUCGAGUAUGCAGUGAGCCAAAUGUAAUUCCAUCAUCAACAAACCCAACCAGACCUUUUACAAAGAACACAAUUGACGAACAUCUUGACAUGCUUCUUGUUUGUCACCAUCUAGACAAGAAUAUAAAAGAAGAUAUAGCAUUUGCUGAAUCAAGAAUUCGUGCUGAAACUAUAGCAGCUGAAGAUGUUUUACACGAUUUGGGAGCCAUUAGUAUCAUGUCAUCUGAUUCACAAGCAAUGGGUAGAAUUGCUGAGGUAAUCUGUCGAACAUGGCAGACUGCUGACAAAAUGAAGAAGGUUAGGGGUCCUUUAUCUGAAGAUUCUAGCGAAAUUGAUAAUUUUCGAGUGAAAAGAUAUGUAGCAAAAUAUACAAUUAAUCCAGCUAUAGCACAAGGAUUGUCCCAUGUGAUAGGUUCUGUUGAAGUUGGAAAAAUGGCUGAUCUUGUUUUGUGGAAUCCGGCAUUUUUUGGAGCGAAACCCGAUAUCAUUAUUAAAGGUGGAGACAUUGCUUGGACUGAUAUGGGGAUGCCAAAUGCUUCGAUUCCAACAGUUGAACCGGUAAGACAAAGAAAAAUGUUUGGAGGCUACGGGAGCUCCCACAAGAGAAAUUCCUGCAUCUUUGUAUCAAAGGUAUCUAUGGAAAAAAAGAUAGUGCAAAAUUACAAUAUAGGUAAAAGAAUCAUAGCUGUAAGAAAUUGUAGAAAUAUAGGAAAGAAAAAUAUGGUCUUAAAUAACACUUUACCAAAGUUAAAAGUUGAUCCAGAAACCUAUAAAGUGUAUGCAGCAGAGACAAUAGACGGUAAAGAAACAUGGACUCAUUUGACAUGCGAGCCAGCAGAAGUGUUGCCACUAGCACAAAAAUAUUUCUUAUUCUAAAUUCGAAGUUUUUUAAUCGAAAUUAACCUGAUUCCAGUCAUUUCAGUUUCAAGAAUUCAGUGUUAUUUUAUUUAUUUUUAAAAUGUAAAUGUGUCUUUUUGUAAAACAUAGUUUUCUAACACCUGAAAAUAAAACUCAAACUGAAAUGGAUUGAGACAGAGGCUGUGAAAUGCCAUCACAGUAAAAUAGUCAAACUAUUGAUUUUUUUAGUUUUUAGAUAUUUCCACAGCAUAUAAAUAUGAGAAUAUUUAAAUGAAACUUAUGUGAAUGAGAUACAUGAAAUUGAGUUGUCUUGAAACCUAAUUUUCCUUCAUAACUGUUUCAAUUUUUUACCGAUUCACUUAAAAGUUUCACAUUGUAUGUACAACUAAUGUACGUAGCUUCAACAUUUAUGUAUGUUAUGUAAGACGCACUAUUGUUUUGAUUGGGUUGAUAACAUCUAAUUUAUUAGAAGGACCGGAAAAUAAUGUCGUUUCGGUGCAUUUGAUAUUUGUUAUCAAACUUUUAUUUCUAAUCAAUAAUGUAUUCAACCUCGUUAGCAAUAACCUUUCAAUGCCAGAUUAAAAAUGAAUCGAAAAAAUGAAUUUUUUUCUAAGAUUAACGAAUAUUUAAUGCUCCGAAACGACAUUACUUUCCGGUCCACCUAAUAUUAACUAACGAAUCUUGAUUAGUAGCAUUUUUUGUGCAAUUAUCACUUAUUGAAAUAAUAACUAUUUAAUGUAUUUAAUUUUGAAAAAAAUUGGAAUGAAAUUGAUGAAACCUACUUUAGGCCGGGUAAUGUUCUGCUUUGGUGUUUCAAGUUCUUUUUAUAUACGAAUGUUGCUAUCACAAUGUUUUACAGUAAAUUAAAUAUAAACUAUUUAUUAAUACUUAUCAUAAGUCAAUCAUAACAAAAGUUACCUCUUUUACAACUUUCUAGGCAUAAUUCAUUAACACUUUUGACAGACAAGGAAAUGACACAAAGUGUUGGAUAACAUUUACAUAUGUAAAUAAUUUUUACAAUGUAGGUAAAUGAUAUGUUUUAUGACGAGCUGAAUGCAGCACAAUUUAUUCCAAACAAAAUUAAUAUUUUU